UGUCUGGCGGGUCCUGAGCUUAGCAGGAGUGUCUGCUGAGAAGUGCGAUGCUAAUCCGCAGAGCCGAGUAAAACAACAGCAAACUAAACCAGACGGACAGACCAUGGCUUCGUUUGUGACUGAAGUUCUGGCCAGCUCCGGGAAACUGGAGAAAGAAGACCUGUCCGGAAAAAUAAGCAAGAUGUCACGGAAGGUGGAGUACACGAAGGAGGAAGUGUGCGACACCAUCAACAAAAGGUAUAAUGAGUUCCUGCCGUGUCUUCAGGGAUCUGAGGAGCUCAUGGGACAGGUCGAUGAGCUCUCCAAGGAAAUCGAUACUCUCAAAACAUGCAUCGACUCCGAGGUACAGGAGAACAUCCAUGUGGCCAUGGCUGAGUAUGCAAAACUGAAGCAGCAGCUGGAGAAAAACACCAUGAUCAUAUCCAUGCUCGGACACCUGAAGGAGUUUCACAGUGCGAUGGAGGACUUCAACAAAGCUGUGCUAGAGAAGAAGUACGUCAGUGCAGCCGAGCAGCUGCAAAGGGCAAAGGCCAGCGUGGAGUCCCUGAAGGACUGGAAGAGCUCAGAGCUGCCGCUGCUCAGAGCCCUCAGCUCAGAGCUCACCGUGCAAAGAGAAAAUUUCAUUUACAUCUUGGGAGAUGAAUGGAAGCGGCUAGCCAUCUGGAAGUUACCUUCCUCUAAAGAGCCUGCAGAUCUGAAGUCCUUCCUGAAGGUCGAGCUGAACCUCAGCCAUGGAAGCAGCAAGAACGAGGAGCAGAAACCGCCUGAUCUGCUCUGCCGCGUCCUCCAGGCUCUGGCCGUGCAGGGAGACCUUCAGCACAAGAUCAAACUUUUCAGUCAGAUCCUGUUGAAGAACAUGUUGAAGCCGUUGGUGAUGUACCCCUCCCUGUCGGUGAAGGUGACGGAGCAAGACGAUGCAACAAGCCUGGCCUUGCAGUGUCUGGAGGAGAGCAGCGAGGAGCGAUCGACUCCGUCACAAGUCUACAGCAAACUCAUCCUGGUGCUCAAGACGCUGCACUCCAACCUGCUGGACGUGUCCAUCGGUGACAAGAAGCUGUCGGCUGUCCUGGGAGAGCUGAUUUGGGAGGAGAUUUCCCAGUGCAUCAUCCAUGAAUGUCUGCUCUAUUCCAUCCCCACCAACAGCAGCCAGCUGGAGAAAUACAACACAGUGAUCAAGGAGACAGAGGAGUUUGAGAAGUCCCUGAAGGAGAUGCAGUAUUUACACGGUGAUUCCACAGACCUGCUCAAAUAUGCCCGGGAUGUCAACUGCCACUUUGCCAGCAAAAAGUGCAAAGAUGUAAUUGUGGCAGCGCGCAAACUCAUGACCUCCAAGAUGCACAACACUGUUAAGAUCACACCAAAUACCAACGUAACUCUUCCCAAGCUGCCGGUGCCGAGUUCAGAGGUCAGGGUGAGUCAGGAGGCCAGGAAGGAGGAGGUGAUGCUUGACAACGUGAAGCAGCUGGCAGCUGGUACUUUGUCCCUGCCAGCCUGUCGCAUCAGUGAGUCAGUUCAGCAGCUGAUGGAGUUGGUGCUGAACACCCUGUGUGAGGCUGUGGGAAGCUCUCCACAAUGUGCCUUGCAGUUGUUUUUCACCGUGAGAAACAUUUUCCAGCUGUUCUAUGAUGUCGUGCCUACGUACCACAAAGAGAGCCUGCUCAAGUUUCCUCAUCUGGCUGCCAUCCAGCACAACAACUGCAUGUACCUGGCUCACCAUCUGCUGACCCUGGGCCACCAGUUCAGACCCCACCUGCCCCCGCCCCUCAGCGAGGGCAUCGCAACAUUUGUCGACAUGGUGCCUGGAUUCAGAAAACUUGGUGCCCAGUGCUUCCUCACACAGCUGAACGUUCAGAGAGCCGAACUGCUGGAGAGACUGUCCACUGCACGCAACUUCUCGAACCUGGAUGAUGAGGAGAACUACAUCGCAGCCAGCAAAGCAGUGAGACAGGUCAUUCAUCAGCUGAAACAGCUGGGCACGGUGUGGCAGGACGUCCUGCCAGUCAGCAUCUACUGCAAAGCCAUGGGGAGCCUCCUCAACACGGCCAUCACAGAAGUCAUCUCCAAAAUCAUGAUGCUUGAGGAUAUUUCGUCUGAGGAUGGCGAGCACCUCCACACGCUGUGCCAGACCAUCAUCGAGGAAGGCCCUUUGGUCUUCAUCCCUCUGGCUGAGGAGAACAAGAACAAGAAAUACCAGGAGGAGGUCCCCAUCUAUGUCAAAAAAUGGAUUACCUUCAAGGAACUUGUCAUUGUGCUGCGAGCCAACCUCCAGGAGAUUGUCAACAGGUGGGCUGAAGGUAAAGGUCCUUUGGCUAUGGAGUUCUCCAGUUCAGAGAUGAAGAGCCUGAUCCGAGCCUUGUUCCAGAACACGGAGCGGAGAGCCAUAGCUCUGACCAAAAUCAAGUAAACACAUCGAGUCAAGAACCCCCAAAAAUAUACUGUUGCACUUUUUCCUCUGAGACAGAUAGCAUUCAUAUCUUCAUUUCCAUCUUUUCUCUCAUGUUAUCCAUUAGUUAUUUUGUACUUGAGCUGGUAAGUACGUAUAGUGACAGACUUGUUUACAUCAGCGGACCUCUCCAACUGACCUCAGAUGCAUCGCUUUGGGAUGUUGGGAGGUUGGAGGCAAAGGCAACAGAGAAAAUUCAAAUUUUAAGCAAUAAUGUUGCAGGACCUUAUUCAUGAUUUACAUGUCAGAGCAGUUUUUUUUCUCAAUCUGAGAAAGCCCCCUAAAAAAAAACCUAAGAUAGUAUUAAAUUUCUAUCUUGCAUCCUGUUUUUUGACUGACUCUUGGAAGACACUUUCCUUGUGCAAGCCACGUAAUCUCUCACAGGAUCCAAAAUUCUCCUAUUAUGUAUGUAUUGUUUGUGCAAAUAAACCAAAAUAUUACAUUUUCUGGCACUAUUUCAACUUGGAUUUGAAUAAAAAUAUUUGUGGCAGAUGAUGCCAUAUCAUCAA
Messenger RNA from Myripristis murdjan (pinecone soldierfish), 2952 nucleotides. It is a transcript of the gene zw10, whose product is annotated as zw10 kinetochore protein. Bases 104 to 2404 code for a protein of 766 amino acids. Gene Ontology annotation, cellular component: nucleus; RZZ complex; chromosome, centromeric region. Gene Ontology annotation, biological process: mitotic spindle assembly checkpoint signaling; mitotic cell cycle; endoplasmic reticulum to Golgi vesicle-mediated transport. NCBI's taxonomy places the organism in Eukaryota, Metazoa, Chordata, Actinopteri, Holocentriformes, Holocentridae. The record is from RefSeq and is a predicted model, not a curated record. The transcript has 16 exons.